Molecule: messenger RNA, 1824 nt
Organism: Notothenia coriiceps (black rockcod)
Lineage: Eukaryota; Metazoa; Chordata; Actinopteri; Perciformes; Nototheniidae
Gene: atp6ap1a
Product: ATPase H+ transporting accessory protein 1a
Exons: 11
Coding region: 13-1473 (486 amino acids)
Cellular component (GO): proton-transporting V-type ATPase complex
Molecular function (GO): ATPase activator activity
Source: RefSeq, a predicted model, not a curated record
GUGAUCGUAAAGAUGGCGACGAAAGAGACACCGCAGCUCCGCAGCAUCUCUGCGUGUUUGGCCGUUUUUCUCGGUUUAUUGAACAUAUUAAAUACGGGAAAUUGCGAUGAGCAGGUGCCGCUUAUUAUGUGGACAAGUGAGGGGGUCUCCGUACCGAGUCAGUCUCCCCCUACAGCGGGGCACAUCGUGGGGCAGCAGCAGCUGGCCUCCUACCUGGAGAAAGCUCUGAGUGUGGGCCCAAGAAAUGUCGUGCUGUUCCUUCAGGAUAAGAUGAGCAUAGAGGACUUCACUAUGUAUGGAGGGGCUUUUGGAAACAAGCAAGACAGUGUUUUCCCGAACCUGGAGGGGGCUCUGAGGUCCUCGUCCUCCCCUCUGGUGUUACCUGCUGUGUCCUGGCCUGCCUCCAAUGCAGUGAUUGGCCAGCUGCAGGACCAAUUGGACACCUCUCCCCUGUACAUGGAUCCUGAGACUCUAAGUCAGCUGAGACUCAAUGCCUCCUCGCCCGCCCUGCUGGUGUUCAGGCUGCCGUACGGCUUCGGGGCUGAUCUGAUGUCUGCCAAAGAUGUUCUCAGUGGAAACGAUGAGAUGAUUGGCCAGGUGUUGAGCACCAUGAAGACCCAGUCUGUCCCGUACACAGCCAUCUACACAGCCCUGCAGCCCUCCAGGGAGGCUGCGUCUCUCUCCAUGGAAGCGGGCGUUGGUGGAGGGCGCUCUCUCCUGCAGGCCAGGGGCGGAUGGCGCGAGAGGGAGAGAGAGAGGGAGAGGCAGCGCAAGAUCAAGGAGAAGGAAGGGAUCUACGGUCCAGUGGAGUUUAAGGAGGGGGAUGACACUUGUAUCAUGCUGUGGGCCACAGGCCUGUCAGUGAGCAUCCUUCGGAGCGGGCGCUGGGAAGAGCACGACCUCACCCCCUCCACCUUUGGAGAGGGAGUCAGCCCAAAACUCGGCGGCUCAACCUGCGACAAAUCCAAAGCGAGGUUGGUUCUUAAUUAUGAGAAAGUUCUGGGCCACAGCAGCUUCAAACUCAUCUUUGCUAUGAGCCAGCGUCACUACAAGGUGUCCGCGCGCCGCUGGUUCACAUUAGACGCCGUGGAGCUGGAGUACGACGGCACCAAAGCCACAUUUAACGGGAGCAGACAUGUUUACGCACCGGCUGAGUACUCGUACCGCUGCGGCUCCGUCACCAACUUCCGCUGGCCCGUGCUCAUCCCACACACAUCUAAAGAUCCAGCCAAUCAGUGGAGGGUCUCUUUUUCAGACUUUCAGAUCCAGGGCUUCAACGUGACUGGAAGUGACUUCUCGUACGCCAGUGACUGCGCAGGCUUCUUCUCUCCGGGGAUCUGGAUGGGUCUGAUAACCAGCCUCCUCAUGCUGCUGGUGCUCACCUACGGGCUCCACAUGAUCAUGCAGCUCCACACUAUGGACCGCUUUGAUGACCCCAAGGGCCCGGCUAUCUCCGUGCCCCUCACAGAGUAACAACCCUGUUUCUUCUCCCUCCAUCUCUCCUCCUUUCUCUCAUUGCAAUGCUUCCACUCCGACCCGAUACAUUCCACUCCCUGUUGAUCUGUGGUUGGGCCUUAUACAGACUAGUGUUGUUGUCAGAGUAAGGUUUUAGUCAUCACUGCAUAUGUAUACUUUAAAAUGUGCAUCCUGAUACUGAAGAAUCAUAUUUUCAGGUAGCCCCAGUUUGUGUGUCUCAGGUAUACAUUUGAGUGAUAGUGGGAAUCAUGUGUUACCUAGAAGGAGCUUUAACAAUAAUUAAAACUGUUCUUAAAGGUGGGGUAGGUAAGUUUGAGAAACCGGCUCGAGAUACACUUUUUGUUAUAU